AUGUCCACCCCGGUCUCCCCCUCCCCAUCGCUCUCCCCGCUCACCCUGGCCUCCUCCCCGUCCUCGGCCAACUCCACCUCCUCAACCUCCUCGCCCUCCUCCACCGUUGCCGGUGUCGGUGUGGCGGGGGGCUCCUCUCCCCUGCCCUCGCCCCUGUCCCCCCCGCCCAGGGUGCCCGUGUUCCAGAGGAAGGGCGCCCUGAAGCACAAGCGCAUCGUGGAGGUGAAGGACCACCAGUUCACCGCCCGCUUCUUCAAGCAGCCCACCUUCUGCAGCCACUGCACCGACUUUAUCUGGGGUAUUGGCAAACAGGGAUUUCAAUGUCAAGUCUGCAGCUUCGUUGUCCACAAACGCUGUCACGAGUUUGUGACCUUCACGUGUCCCGGCUCCGUGACUGCUCCCGUACAGGACGUCAUGAAGACUCAGCACAUGUUUAAGGUGCAGACAUACUCCAGCCCCACCUUCUGUGACCACUGUGGCUCGCUCCUCUACGGCCUCAUACACCAGGGCAUGAGAUGCUCCUGCUGUGAGAUGAACGUGCACCGGCGCUGCGAGACCAGUGUUCCCAGUCUGUGUGGACAGGACCACACGGAGAAGAGAGGACGCAUCCACCUGACCGUCCGCGGAGAGAACGAGGAGAUCUUCGUCACAGUUGGGGAAGCCCGCAACCUGAUGCCGAUGGACCCCAAUGGCCUGUCGGACCCCUACGUGAAGCUCAAGCUGAUCCCGGACCCCAAGAGCCACAGCAAGCAGAAGACCAAGACCAUCCGCUCAACCCUGAACCCCAUCUGGAACGAGAGCUUUGUGUUCUCGGUGCGCGGCAACCAGUGGGACCGGCGUCUGUCCGUGGAGGUGUGGGACUGGGACCGCACGUCCCGCAAUGACUUCAUGGGGGCGCUGUCCUUCGGCGUGAGCGAGAUCUUCCGGCGCUCGGUCAGCGGCUGGUACAAACUGCUGGCCCAGGAUGAGGGGGAGUACUACAACAUCCCCGUCCCGGACCCCGACCUGGAGGAGCUCCAGCCAGACCCCUCCACCGUCACCGCCCUGUCCCCCGGCGCGCUCCCUUCCCAGCUGCCCGAGGCCUUCCCAGCUCAGCUCCCAGUCAGCCCCACCCGCACAGGUACCCCCGGCCCACCUGCCCACGCCCCCGGUCCCAGCAAGACCAAGGUGGGCAUCCAGGACUUCAACUUCCUCAUGGUGCUGGGCAAAGGAAGCUUCGGCAAGGUGCUGCUGGCCGAGGAGCGGGGCAGCGAGCGGCUGUUUGCGGUGAAGGUGCUGAAGAAAGACGUGCUGUUCCAGGACGAGGACACGGAGAGCGCCAUGGUUGAGAGGAGGGUGCUGGGCCUGCCCUCCAGACCCCACUUCCUCACCUCCCUCUACUGCGCAUUCCAGACCGAGGAGCGUUUGUAUUACGUGAUGGAAUACGUGAAUGGAGGUGACCUGAUGUUUCACAUCCAGAUAGUUGGCAAGUUCAAAGAGGCCCACGCGGCGUUUUACGGUGCUGAGAUUGCAGUCGGCCUCUUCUUCCUCCACAACAAAGGGAUCCUUUACAGGGAUCUGAAGCUUGACAACGUGCUGCUGGACAGCGAGGGCCACAUCAAGAUUGCCGACUUUGGGAUGUGCCGGGAGGGCGUCUUCGAGGGGGACACCACCCGCACCUUCUGCGGCACCCCGGACUACAUUGCACCCGAGAUCGUGGCAUACCAGCCCUACACGAAAGCCGUGGACUGGUGGUCGUACGGGGUACUGCUGUAUGAAAUGCUGGCCGGACAGCCUCCGUUCGAUGGCAUCGACGAGGAUGAGCUGUUCCAGUCUAUAAUGGAGCAGAGCGUCACGUACCCUAAGAGUCUCUCGCGCGAGGCCGUCGCCAUCUGCAAAGGACUGCUGACCAAACACCCCGCCAAGCGCCUGGGCCGCGGGGAGGAGGGCGAGAGGGAGAUCAGGGAGCACCCCUUCUUCCGCUGGCUGGACUGGGACCGGCUGGAGAGGCUGGAGAUCGCGCCGCCCUUCAAACCCAGAACUUGUGGGAAGAAAGCAGAGAACUUUGAUAAGUUCUUCACCUCAGCCCCCUCGGCGCUGACGCCCUCCGACCCCGACGUGCUGGCCGCCAUCGACGAGGAGGACUUCCAGGGCUUCACCUACACCAACCCGGACUUCGCCCCCACCCCGCUCACCGCCGUUUGA
Molecule: messenger RNA, 2184 nt
Organism: Gadus chalcogrammus (walleye pollock)
Lineage: Eukaryota; Metazoa; Chordata; Actinopteri; Gadiformes; Gadidae
Gene: prkcg
Product: protein kinase C, gamma
Exons: 16
Coding region: 1-2184 (727 amino acids)
Biological process (GO): protein phosphorylation
Molecular function (GO): zinc ion binding; ATP binding; diacylglycerol-dependent serine/threonine kinase activity
Source: RefSeq, a predicted model, not a curated record